Messenger RNA from Pseudomassariella vexata, 675 nucleotides. RefSeq lists its product as uncharacterized. The transcript has a single exon. NCBI's taxonomy places the organism in Eukaryota, Fungi, Ascomycota, Sordariomycetes, Amphisphaeriales, Pseudomassariaceae. The record is from RefSeq and is a predicted model, not a curated record. Bases 106 to 456 code for a protein of 116 amino acids.
GCUGUCAGGUUACGGCCUGGACCGAAGGCGAUAGUACAGAGUGAAGGGGAGAAAUAGGCGUGUCCCCCUGGUGGUCACCUGGUGGUCACUGGUGGUCACUUGGUGAUGACAGGUAAGGGUGUCCACAGUAGUUCAUUGAUCUCUGCCCUCUCUAUCUUGCUCCAUCUCGACUCCUUACUUAUAGCCAGCCGAGGUUCUCUCUUGGAUUCUGGAUGUUUGCUUCCGUAUGUCUGUGUUCCUCCGACUUCGGUCAAUAUCUCGGAUAGCGGCUCCUUAUCUGCAACCAAGCGAUUCCCUAUCCGCUGCAAACGGCUUCAACGGCUCUCAUUCGCAACAAGCGGCUCUCUAGCCGCCACAAACGGCUUCCUACCUGGUGGAAGCCGGCCCGCCUCGGAUGACACUUGUGGCUCUGACAUCCGCCCAUGGCGUAGUGUCCAGCUCCGUACAUCCAUAUAGCGCCAAGAGGACCCUGUAGCUCCUCUUGAAAUGCGCGGAGGUUUCUGAUGCUUGACCAAUGGUGGUGUUGAGGAGAUUUGGCACGGUGUAUUGUGCAGAGGUGCUGGUAGAGUGAUCUCAGCAUAGGCACUGGGGGUUAUAGUCGAGUUGAUUUAGUCACAAUUGGUUGGAGUCCCUGCAUUUCUGGUAUGAUAAGGCCAAGGUUGACUGUGAAACUAU